Mangifera indica (mango) is the source of this 621-nucleotide messenger RNA. RefSeq lists its product as uncharacterized. The record is from RefSeq and is a predicted model, not a curated record. The transcript has 2 exons. Lineage: Eukaryota; Viridiplantae; Streptophyta; Magnoliopsida; Sapindales; Anacardiaceae. Bases 267 to 551 code for a protein of 94 amino acids.
ACUUGUGGAUAAGCGACGAACAAUGAGGAAUAAAUUGAUUUAUUUUAUUUUUUUUAAUUUUGAAAUGCCCAAAUUAGUGAAUUUCAGCAGAUUUUGCCACGAUUGAGGAUGAAACGGAGAACUCAUUAACCGGUGACAACUUUUCAGCGUCUGGGUAAGUGACACGUGGUUGAAAAUUUCUCCUCUUCAUAAUUUUGUCUCUUUCUUCACUAGCAGGGACAAAGGACUGGCUUACGGAAAAGAAACCAUUUUUUUCUUGUAAAGAAAUGGCAAGCUCAAAUGGACAAUCUGAUGGAGAGAAAUUUCCAGCUGCUGAUAUUCUUCAGGAAUUGAAUCCUGCCCAAAACAGGGAUGUAAACGUUGAUCCUGUAUCUUCUCAAAUCACUGCCUCAUUGCAGAACAAGAAACAAGAUGAAACAGCUAAAAAGAAGAAUCAAAAUGUAAAGAGAGAUGCUGUGCAGAGGCUCAAAUCAACCAUUAUGAUCUCAGCAGUCAUUGUAGCGGUUGCAGGGGCUGCCUUUGCUGUAACUAAGAAAUUGAGAGAGAAAUGAAUAUGAAUAUGGACUCAUCUACACUCUUCAUUAACAUUCAGAUUGUAGUAAUUAUGCAUUCUUUGAAUCA